This is a messenger RNA of Stomoxys calcitrans (stable fly), 389 nucleotides long. RefSeq lists its product as uncharacterized. Lineage: Eukaryota; Metazoa; Arthropoda; Insecta; Diptera; Muscidae. Bases 1 to 330 code for a protein of 109 amino acids. The record is from RefSeq and is a predicted model, not a curated record. The transcript has 2 exons.
AUGAGCAGCAAGCGCACUCUUUUAUCGACAUCACCUGAUCAUAAAGAACAUACACCAAAAAAAUACGCGCCGUCCCUAAAUAUGAGUGUAAGCAGUCAUCAAGACGUGUUUACAUGGAGCAAACUAUGCGAAGUCCUGGACGACAAAUUGAAGGGUGUAGCAAAGAAAGAAGAUCUGACGGAUAUCAAACAUGAAAUUGAAGAAUUAAAACAUGAGAAUUCUAAAUUAAAGGAAGACAUAAAGAAAUUAACAAACCGUCUAGAACUAGUUGACCAGAAAUCGAGAACCACAAAUAUCAUGGUACCGCCAGCGAAGUCCAAAGGGUUUUAAAUGCUAGAAGUAACCUUAAGGGACAAGCAAUUUUUAUUCAGAAGGAUUACACUGCAGCU